CGAAUAUGUCGAACGUCGCCGCCAAACUACUGGCGGAGCCUGGCGCUCGACCCGUUGUCACCGCUGCAUGAUGCUCUCGAGUACGCUGUUCUAGGUCUGGCGAUGCGAACAGACGCUGCGGGACUCCGGCGCAAUCCCGCACGCCCGGUGUCCGCCAAAUGCGCCCUCGUACGGGUAUUGCCAAAAGAGGCAACCCCGCGAGCGUCCAAACUCGCAGGGAAUCUGAGGCAUGCCCCCCUCCAUCCGCCAGGUCGACUCGCGAACGGCCUCAGGCACAGCAACACGGCGCACACGCGCGCGGCGAGCACCCACGGCAAAGGCCCCGCACGCAAACCUAGCCGACGAAGACACCGCGGGCCUGGGCGCAGCGACGAACUCACGACAGGUGUGGACGACGAAUACACGGCAAGCGUGAACGACGAGCGGACGGCGGGGACGAAUGAACGGCUGGCGGGGAUGGGCGAGGGCGAGGUCGAGGGCGAGGUCGAGGGCCAGAGCCAGGACGCGGUGACGUGCAGCGCGACGCGCACGACGACGGCGAGCACGCAGGGCCAAUGCCCUGCGUGUAGGCACGGCCGACGAACAAGCGGCGCGCGGACGGGCCGACGCACAGGGCGACCGCGAGCAUGCAGGGCCAAUGCCCAGCAUGCAAGCACGGCCGAUGAACGGAUCGCGCGGGGAUCAGCAAAAGACGGAAGACAGCGACGUGGACAGGGCCGAGGCGUGCGCAACACACGCCAACUGCGAGCGCGGAGGACGAAUGUCCAGUGCACAGACGCGGUCGACGAACGCGCACACAGGUAAGCGGAAGGGAGGCCGAGGAGGCACACAAUCGGGUGGGCGGGCGUGUACACAACCGGGCGGGACCACAACCGGGCGGGACCACAACCGGGCGGGACCACAACUGGGCGGCGACGCACGCACGGCAACCACGAGCGCGCAGGGCAAAUGCCCAGCACGCAAGCGCGGUCGACGAACGAGCCGCGCGCGCGAGCGACACACAGGAGACGGCGACGGUGGACAGGGCGUGUACAACACACGCCGACUGCGAGCGCGUAGGGCCAGUGCCCCGCAUGCAAACGCAGCCGACGAGCGUGUCGCAGGUAGUGAAUGGGGGGCGAACGGACGAGGACAAGCGGGCGGGAGGCCGGGAGGCGUAGUAGUAGUGCAAUGUAUAUUAGUGUAGUAGCAUUAUAAUCGACGGCAGUUUACAGCAGGUU
Fomitopsis serialis is the source of this 1220-nucleotide messenger RNA. RefSeq lists its product as uncharacterized. The transcript is spliced from 2 exons. Lineage: Eukaryota; Fungi; Basidiomycota; Agaricomycetes; Polyporales; Fomitopsidaceae. The coding region runs from base 103 to 804 and encodes 233 amino acids. The record is from RefSeq and is a predicted model, not a curated record.